This is a messenger RNA of Drechmeria coniospora, 471 nucleotides long. RefSeq lists its product as uncharacterized. The transcript has a single exon. The coding region runs from base 1 to 471 and encodes 156 amino acids. The record is from RefSeq and is a predicted model, not a curated record. Lineage: Eukaryota; Fungi; Ascomycota; Sordariomycetes; Hypocreales; Ophiocordycipitaceae.
AUGGGGUCCUCGUCGAUUUUCGUCGUCGAGAUCCGGGAAAGGUCUUGCGACCGCUCGCAGGGGCCCGAUCAGAACUCUCCGGGAAGGGGGCGAAUCGAGCAGCGCGUUGUCCUUGGUGCCCAGCGUUCUCGCGAGGAGAACACGUCGUCGGUGGGCAAAGUGCAAGCGGCCAGUGAGUUGUUGGGCAAGCUGGUCAAGAACAUGCAACAACUUGCAUUCGACAGUGGCCUGAGGCAGUCAGCCAUGUCCUGUGGCGGUCGACUGUGCUGGAAACGCAAGGGGCGUAAGGCCGUCUUCCAAUUCGCGUGCAAGCCAGACAGACCUGCGACAGGCAUCAAUGAACAGCAAACGGCAGGCUCCGCUCUCCUCCGAGACACAAUACUUCUAGGUCAACGAGACGUAUCCGGAGUGCGAAGCGGUCUGAUAAUGCUGCGGGGACGACGAUGUGAGCCACGAAGCCAAUGUAAGUAA